This is a messenger RNA of Enterobius vermicularis (human pinworm), 1827 nucleotides long. Lineage: Eukaryota; Metazoa; Nematoda; Chromadorea; Rhabditida; Oxyuridae. The record is from the annotation of a GenBank genome assembly.
AUGGGAAUGCACCGCAAACGGCAGCGGUAUUUUGACGAAGAAGUUACAACUGAUACAAAGGGAACCACUGCAAGUGAAGUGGCAGGGACUAGUCACGAAUUUGACGAUGAUCUUAAAGGUUUCAAUGCGUGCGAACAAAAGGAGAGUGAGGGUCCAAGCAGUGGGAAGAGGCUCUUUGAGAGGCAGUUUGAAGCUACGUUUGGUUAUCUAAAACAGGCGAAAAGAAGAUCUAAAAAUUCAACGUUUCGAAAAAAAAAACACUACUAUUUGGAGGAGUUUGAUAGUGGAAAACCAGAGGACUUUGAUGACGGGCAAGUUCAUGAGAACGAAAAUUGGAUCAGCGGUCGGAAUGGUGUUUCUAGAGAUGAACUUGGGUAUAGCAGUUUUAACAUUUCGGAAGCUUCGCACAGUUUCCCCGUUGAAUUGGUUGCAUAUUUAAAGAGCAUCGCCGCUACGCUGGUGGACACUGAUUCUCAAGAGGGCAGCUUCAUGAGAAAAAAAAGUUUGGAGGAAUGUGCGGAAAACGAAGUUCAUUUACUUCGUUUCGAGUCAAGUUGUCGAGCUGUUGAAGAGGUUUUCGAUGGGUACCGGCCUGCUGCGGUAUUCACGAGGUGGACAAAAUUUCUAGUCGAUUCAUGGGAAAGUUUGGUUUGUGACUGUAACGCAAGUCAUUUUAUUCGUUCGAUAGUUCGCAUUAUUGUUGGAUUACCGAGAAGGGGAUCUCUGGACGACACUGUGGUUCCAGAUGAUCCAGUUUCAAGGAGAGAAGUUGUAAAGAGGUUUCAUGCUAAUAGCUCGGUGAAAUGUUGCUUUGAGUCUUUCGCUAAUGCUGCUCUUGACUUUCUUGGGAUGAAAGAGAAGAUGGACAUUGACGUUGUCUCGUUACUUCUACAAGAAAUUGUUGAGUAUGACUGGUUGGUGAAAAAUGAUAAAAGACAAAAUUUUUUUAUGGAAAGUCUUGAAGAGCCGAAUACGAUUGUUCGACAAUGGAAAUUAAAAUAUGCUUCUCAUUUUUGGGAGAUUGACGAGGAUGCUAGGCAAUUGUUAUAUCAUAGAGUAGUCGGCAGACAUUUAGGGGAACUCGUUCAGCAUCCGUUUGCAAGUUAUGUGGUUAGUGCCCUUAUUGGAUCUGCAAAGUCUGAAGAACUGAUUACUGAUUUGUUCGAUGAGCUUUGGGAAACCAUUCCGGACCUCUGUGAUAAUGGAAAGUGGCAAAGUAUAAUUGGUUUGAUAAACGCUAGCGUUAUUUAUGAAGAGAAACAAAAAGGUCUGGUUAAGAAAAUACGACAGUGCUUUUUUUGUGCCAAAAAGUCUCAGAGGAGUAUUUUUAUCCCGAUGGUUUUUACUAUGCGGUUGGCAAAAAUAGAGCAAGACGACAAAGGAAAAAUCAGUUUUAGUUUGAAGUUUGGGGAUCGUUACGGGUCACUGAUCUUACAGAAUCUGUUUAAAUUAAAGCAGAAUACUGCUCUGAUUACUUCAUUGAAGAGCAUUUCGGAAAAAACCCUUGUUGAUCUUGCAAUGGACGAAAAAGGGACGUUUGUACUACAAGCGUUUCUCCAAUCUCCUCAACCUCACUAUUCCAAGCUAAUGGGCGAUAGAAUUGGCAGUCAUGUCUUUGAUGGGCUGUGGGAUAGCGGGGCAUGGUCAGUGGGUACAAAACGUGAUAUAAUGUCAAAAUUAUGUGUGGAGAAAAGCGAAGGGAAAACUAUGCGAUGGCGCAAAAUUGUGACAAAGCUAAAUGUUCGUGGUUUCCAGGAGAAUCGCAAUCACUGGGUUAGGGCUGAAGAGUCGAGGAUUAGGAAACUGUUAGCAAAAAAAGUAGGGUGA